GUUUGACCUGCACGGAGCGAAGAAGUUUCAUAACAAAAAGGGAUAUUCUGGGAUCUUAUAGAUGUUAUUCAUGACAAAAGCCCACUAAGUACACCAAGACUACCUGUAAAGAAGCCCAGCUGAAGAUCACUUUUCAUUUCUACAUGAAGCAAGUCAACAUGGCCCCCUCUCCAUCGCCUCCUCCACUGAAAUCAUCACUUGUUACUUUGGAUAUUGUGGUCCUAGUUGUUUACUUCUUGCUUGUGUUGGCUGUUGGAUUCUGGUCUAUGUGGAGAACAAAACGCAGCACAGUGGAUGGAUACUUUUUGGCUGGGAAGAGCAUGACCUGGUGGCCCGUGGGCGCUUCUCUCUUUGCCAGUAACAUUGGCAGUGGUCACUUCAUUGGUCUGGCAGGGUCAGGAGCUGCUGCAGGGAUUGGAGCCAUUGCAUAUGAAUGGAAUGGCAUGUUCAUGGUUUUGCUGCUGGGAUGGGUCUUCCUACCUAUUUAUCUUGCUUCUGGGGUUACCACAAUGCCUGAGUAUUUACAAAAACGCUUUGGUGGCAGAAGAACGCAGUUACUGAUAGCUGUCUUAUACUUAUUUAUUUACAUCUUCACAAAGAUCUCAGUGGAUAUGUAUGCUGGUGCUUUGUUCAUUCAGCUUGCAUUGCAGUGGAAUAUUUACCUUUCGGUUGUGCUGCUCCUUUCAAUAACAGCUGUAUACACAGUAGCAGGUGGUUUGGCUGCAGUUAUCUACACAGACGCAGCUCAGACUAUGAUCAUGUUAGCGGGGGCAUUGACACUCAUGUGCUACAGUUUUGCAGAAGUUGGAGGCUGGAACGCUCUAAUGGAGGGAUAUGCUGAUGCCAUUCCCUCUGUACGUGUGCCCAACACAACCUGUGGCAUCCCCCGAGAUGACGCUUUUCAAUUGUUCAGAGACCCAGUGACCUCUGACCUCCCCUGGCCUGGGGUGCUCAUUGGCAUGUCUAUCCCCUCCAUGUGGUACUGGUGCUCUGAUCAGGUGAUUGUGCAGCGCUCACUCGCAGCUAAGACUUUGACCCAUGCAAAAGGAGGCUCCCUUUUGGCUGUGUACCUCAAAAUCAUACCUUUUUUUGCUGUGAUGUUACCAGGAAUGAUCAGCAGAAUCUUAUAUACAGAUGAUGUGGCUUGUGCAGACCCUGAUUUGUGUAAACAGAUUUGUGGAAACCCAGUGGGUUGUACAGACACUGCUUAUGCCAGGCUGGUCAUGGAGCUGCUGCCGGCAGGUCUGCGUGGUCUGAUGAUGGCUGUUAUGAUUGCUGCUCUCAUGUCCUCCCUCACAUCCAUCUUCAACAGUGCCAGCACCAUUUUUACCAUGGAUCUAUGGAAGACUUUUAGGUCCAGGGCAUCAGAGUGGGAGCUCAUGAUUGUUGGCAGAGUCUUUGUGCUGGUUCUUGUGGGGGUGUCUGUGUUGUGGAUACCUGUGGUCCAGGCCAGUCAGGGGGGGCAACUAUUUAUCUAUAUUCAGUCUAUCAGCACCUACCUGCAGCCUCCCGUUUCCAUAGUAUUCAUCAUGGGCUGUUUUUGUAAGAGGACCAAUGAAAAGGGUGCAUUUUGGGGGCUGGCUCUGGGUCUGCUGAUUGGCUGUAUACGGAUGUUGUUGGAUUUCAUCUAUCCCCAACCGCAGUGUUAUCAAGCAGACGACAGGCCUGGAGUGUUAAAAUAUGUGCAUUAUCUGUACUUCUCCAUGUUGCUGUCUGCCAUUACUCUGAUUGUGGUGGUGGCCGUCAGUCUGGUGACAGAGAAGCCAAGACCAGAACAGAUAUCUCGCCUCACCUGGUUCACAAGGUCAGACCCUGUAGAGACUAAAGGGCAGGUGGACCAUAGCAGUAACAGGGCAGAGGCGACGAUCAAUCAGACACAAGAAAAAGAGCCAGGCAGCAACAGAGUAUCAUUUGAACGCAGGGCCUCCAUGACGUCUUCAGUUAGAGUGCAUCAAUCAAAGCUGCUGUCUGCCCUCUACUGGCUCUGUGGGAUGGAGAGACGACAGGAGGAGGACAGCAGUCCUCCUCCUCCUCCUCCUGUACAACCCGCUUGUUCACUGGAGGAAAAAGCCACACUCAAAAUGGUUGUUAAUGUCAACCUCAUCAUUUGUUUAACUGUAACGGUUUUUAUUAUUGGCUACUGGGCAUGAGUAAUGGAAGUAUGAACAGUAAGAACUGUAUGCAUGUAUAACUUAUGUAGAUCAAAUGUAUAUGACAAAUGUUUUUUUUUGUUUUUACAAAAUCAAACUGAAUCAUAUAUUUAAAAAU
Molecule: messenger RNA, 2268 nt
Organism: Periophthalmus magnuspinnatus
Lineage: Eukaryota; Metazoa; Chordata; Actinopteri; Gobiiformes; Gobiidae
Gene: slc5a11
Product: solute carrier family 5 member 11
Biological process (GO): transmembrane transport
Cellular component (GO): plasma membrane
Molecular function (GO): D-glucose:sodium symporter activity
Source: RefSeq, a predicted model, not a curated record